Molecule: messenger RNA, 996 nt
Organism: Trypanosoma brucei brucei TREU927
Lineage: Eukaryota; Euglenozoa; Kinetoplastea; Trypanosomatida; Trypanosomatidae
Product: expression site-associated gene (ESAG) protein, putative
Exons: 1
Coding region: 1-996 (331 amino acids)
Source: RefSeq, a predicted model, not a curated record
AUGAAAGUCAAGAUUAUAGAAUGGUUGGUCUUCCUAUCUUUUGUUAUUUAUACCGAAGGGGCCGAAGACGAAGGUCGCUGCAGACUGGUAGAUGAUCAUUCUUUUAAAAAUUUACAUGAAUCCGUAUGCUAUCUCAGCUGCCUUUCGGAUGCACUAAACAAAUUAUACACCAAUGGAGAGAGGAAGUUGCUUGUGAAUGAGGAAGUAUAUGCGAACGCAUCUCGUAUAUUGGAUGAUAUGGAAGGGAGAGCAGGUGAAAGUGUCAAAUAUUUGAGUGUUAUUAGUGAUGCAAUGGGAGGGAAACAUGAUAAAUUGGAAAAACUUAUAUCUUAUGGAAAUACAAUGGGAGACCUGGUGGCUAAGGUAGGUGGAUUAUUUGCUGAUGUUAAUGAAAGUGUGAGGGUGGUGAGAGAGCUGUUGCCCACUGCCCUCAUGGAAGCAAAUAGAUACUAUACGGCCAGUGCAGAAAUUACAAGGACUGUGUGGGAUGAUGUUAAGGCGGUAGAGGGCAGCGACGAGGAAGCUGCAAAGUGUAAAGGAGAAAACAUUGGUGUUACAGAGUUCCCGACGACUUGUGGCAACCACACAUGUCCUUUGAGAGAUAAUGUAAGUGACGAUACUCUUCAAAAGUAUAAGGACGGGUGCCUUGAAAUAAAUGUGCUGAAGACUCCCGGAUAUGUAAGUGAAUGCUUGAACCGACCAAGGAACAAAUUGUACAUGGAUGGUGCGGUAAAUAAUUUGAGCGACACAAUAAAGUGGAGAGGGGAGAGUCGAGACGGAGCCAUUUUUUUCCAGCUGACGGUCCAAGUACAAAAUGUCUUUGGUCCCCUUAUCGGACCUUUUUCCGCCGGGCAGCCCCCUCCCGUACUUCUUGAAGUAAUGUCAAAUAUCACCUCUCUUCACUCCCACUUUAACAAGGUGCAUAACAACUUCACGUCGCUGCUAUUCGACAUUGAUGUUGCUGGUAAUGUUACCACCGCUAAUUCUUCCAUCUGA